This is a messenger RNA of Acanthopagrus latus (yellowfin seabream), 2239 nucleotides long. It is a transcript of the gene bmb, whose product is annotated as brambleberry. Bases 144 to 2024 code for a protein of 626 amino acids. The record is from RefSeq and is a predicted model, not a curated record. Lineage: Eukaryota; Metazoa; Chordata; Actinopteri; Spariformes; Sparidae. The transcript is spliced from 13 exons.
CCAAUCCCCAAAAAAGCGAGUAAUUCCAUUGGCUGAGUCCUCGACGUAUAGGACAGAGAGACGACGAGCAAAAAAAAUCAACUGUCAUUCCAGUCAGCUGUGAGAGGGGGCUGAGGAGUGUCCUGCAGAAUUUAACAACAGACAUGGGCCAUCUGCUGAUCCACCACCUGUGUUUCCUGCUGGCCUGUCAGUGUCCUACAGUCAGUGGACUGUUUGAGUGGCUGAGGCAGACAGAGACACCACUGGCAGCAGCCGCACCACCUCCACCUGCAGCAGCUGAAGUCCCAGCACUUUUAGCAAGGGAUGCUCAAUUUGAGAUGGCCACUGCGGAUGAGAAGUUUUUAGCUGAGGCAAAAAAUAUGGAGAUAAGCCCAUUAGACAGCUGCAAUUAUAAGGUGGUUGCCCGGCUGAAGGCGAGCUGUGGCAGCCUCUCAGAGGAACAGCUCGCAAAACUUGGAGUUGUUCUGUUCAACUGCCAAUCAGAGAGUGAGGGGCGCCCAAUCUACCCGUGUACAGAGGAAAUGACAAUAAAAGAGUGCACAGCAGGCAUGGACCCAGACACUUGGAAUGCUUACCACAUAGUGAGCAACAGGGCACGCUCUGUCUGCUACGCAACUCGCCAGCAGCUCUUCAGACGCCGAGCAGAGCACACUGUCAACGCUCUCAUCUCCACAGCCACGAGCCAACUGGAUGCAAUGAAGGACCUGAAGGAGGGCCAGCUGGAGCUGAGGGAACUGACUGCAGCCUCCUUGGACAAGCUGCUGGACGGUCACAGUGCUCUGCAGGCCCAACAGGGGAAACUGUACGAAGGCCAGGGGCAGAUGGAGAGUUCACUGAGGGACAACCUGCAGCGUCUGAACCAGGAGAAAGCCCUCAUCGCUUCUGGACAGGAGCUGGUGGCUCAGCUCAUCAAGGGCAUCACACAAAGAAUGGAGAAUGUGAGUGAAAACCUGCAGAUCCAAGGCGCAGAGAUGCAGGACAGCCAUAAGGCGAUUGUUAAAGACCUUACAGACGUCCGACACCAAGCUCAGGACAUCUACCAAAAGAUUGACCACAGUAUGUUGGAGUUCCUGCAUUACCAGGACCAGACGUCGCAGUACUACACAGACCUGAUGAACAAACUGGAGCGCAUGAACAGCACGCUGGGACUGACGCUGCACUACCUUGAUAACAUGCAGAGCCGAAUCGAGGAAAAGCUCCACAUGAUCCAGGGCUACCUGGGCUGGGCAGGUUUGAGCCUGACAGCCAUGUGGACAUGUGUUGCGCACACAGGUUACUUUGUGGUGUGUGCUGUCCUGCUGACAUUCCUGCGUUGUCCAGGUUUCUCUCGAGCCUUGCUGCUGCUCACCGUGCCUCUUAACGCUGUAGCUGAGGUCAACCAGCAGCCUGCGUUGGAUCUCACUGGCCUCAGCCUGCUGCUGCUCUCUCUCUCUCUGGGCCACUGGUUUGUGAGUCAGUUGUGGGCCUGCUUCCAGAUCAGAGGAAUACCCGCCGCCCCGCUGCCUCUGGCCCCAUGUGAAAUUGUGGAGCCACAGAAGACGCCAGUUUCAUCCUGUCACUCUUACCCACCAUCCUCUACGCCACAGAAAGAGGAAAAGAACGGUUUCUUGGAGCAGGACGACCUGUUGAAUCAGGACAGCUUCAUAACAGGUGACUUUGGGGUAUCAGUUGUGUCUCCCCCUCACAGGAAGCCAGAGUCCAAGUUCAUGCCAUUUAUUGGCACACCCAAUCACUCGACUCCCAGGCUCAUAUCACAGCAAGUUCUGUCAGCGGCCCUGGCUGAUGACAUCCCCCCAAGGAACCUGGGUGGUGUCUUUGAUGCAGUGAAUGAAUCGCGGGAUUUGGUGAGCGACUCACGAAGUGCGAGUCCGACGCCAUCAUUAUACAGCAACAGCUCUCUAUCAGGCCGUCAGCUGUGCAACGGUAUCACGAAAACGGGGAAGGCCUGUAAGAAGAGAGCCGUGCCGGGACAGGAGUACUGUAGAGUCCACGAAGGAGGGCACACCUCUUAUGUUCACUCCUGAAAUCAUCAACUUUCCCUGUUUUAUUUUUCAUCAACUGAGUGCUCUCUCUUUGAAAAACUGUUAGCAUUUGUCUGUGUUGUCAUUGCGCCUGCUUUGCAUGAAUGUUACAUUUGCUAUAUGAGCUCUAGAUUUUUGUAGAUAUCUUUGUAUAUUUUUAUUGUCAUGUUUUUAACUGUUCAAUUUUAAGUUAAUAAAUUAUAUCUUUACCCUUUUAA